AUGAAGUGGGCCAUUGUUGUGUGUGCCAUGGUGGCACUGUCAGAGUGCCUCGUCCAGGUCCCUCUGGAGAAGGGCAAGACAGCCAGGGAGAUCCUGGAGGAGCAGGGUCUAUGGGAGGAGUACAGGCUCAAGUACCCAUACAACCCCAUGGUCAAGUUCGAUAAUAGCUUUGCCGUGGGCACUCAGUCCAUGACUAACGAUGCUGAUCUGGCUUACUUUGGAAUCAUCUCCAUUGGAACUCCUCCUCAGUCCUUCAAGGUCGUCUUUGACACCGGCUCAUCUAACCUGUGGGUGCCCUCCACCUACUGCAGCAGCCCAGCCUGCAACAACCAUGACAAGUUUAACCCCGGCCUAAGCAGUACCUACAGGCAAAACGGCGCUUCUCUCAGGAUCCAAUACGGCACCGGCAGCAUGAUUGGUUUCCUUGGAUACGACACUGUGACGGUGGGUGGGUUCGCUGUGCAGAAUCAGAUCUUCGGUUUGAGCACAAGUGAGGCUCCCUUCAUGCAGUACAUGCGUGCUGAUGGUAUCCUGGGCUUGGCAUACCCACGCCUGUCUGCUUCCGGUGCUACACCUGUCUUCGACAACAUGAUGAAGCAGGGCCUGGUCAGCCAGGACCUGUUCUCUGUGUACCUGAGCUCUAACGGUAACAGCGGCAGUGUGGUGACCUUUGGAGGAAUUGACCCCAACCACUACUCUGGCUCCAUCUCCUGGAUCCCCCUCUCUAGUGAGCUGUACUGGCAGAUCACAGUGGACAGUGUUACCGUCAAUGGCCAGGUUGUUGCUUGCAAUGGCGGUUGCCAGGCUAUCGUGGACACUGGCACUUCUCUGAUUGUUGGACCUCAGAGCAGCAUCAGCAACAUCAACCAAGUGGUGGGAGCUUACAGCCAGAACGGAAACGAUAUGGUCAGCUGUAACAACAUUGGCCAAAUGCCUGAUGUGACCUUCCACAUCCAGGGACAGGAAUUCACCCUUCCAAGCUCUGCCUACGUUCGUCAGUCUUACUAUGGCUGCCAUAGUGGCUUUGGCAAUGGAGGAAGCAGCCUGUGGAUCCUGGGUGAUGUCUUCAUCAGACAGUACUUCUCCAUCUUCGACAGAGGCCAGAAUAGGGUGGGUCUGGCCAGGGCUGCAUAAGCUGCCUGAACUCACCAUGCUGAAGAGCCGUGAACAAUCAUGUGUACCCUGUGAUUUCCAACAUGCCUAGACUUAAA
This is a messenger RNA of Epinephelus moara (kelp grouper), 1211 nucleotides long. Its product is annotated as pepsin A-like. Bases 1 to 1134 code for a protein of 377 amino acids. Gene Ontology annotation, molecular function: aspartic-type endopeptidase activity. The record is from RefSeq and is a predicted model, not a curated record. Gene Ontology annotation, biological process: proteolysis. NCBI's taxonomy places the organism in Eukaryota, Metazoa, Chordata, Actinopteri, Perciformes, Serranidae. The transcript has 9 exons.